Molecule: messenger RNA, 2501 nt
Organism: Alternaria rosae
Lineage: Eukaryota; Fungi; Ascomycota; Dothideomycetes; Pleosporales; Pleosporaceae
Exons: 5
Coding region: 313-2388 (691 amino acids)
Source: RefSeq, a predicted model, not a curated record
CAACUCUACCUGCUACCGUAGUGUAAUAUAUAUCCGACGAUAACGAACAAGCAACAAGAUGGAUAAUCGCUAUGGCAUUGGGUACCUGCUUCGCGGAUCAAUGCAGUCAGCAUAUACUCAAUACCGUCGAUAUGUCUAAGCCACGAUUGUACUCCCAUUGUGCAGACCCAUAACCAUGCCGAGGGACAUUCUUCCUACUCUGUGUUCUUUCAGUUUCAUUCGCUCUUUGUGGGUGCAGGCCAGAUACCAUGGAACGCCAUCGACGACGCAGCAAGCUUUGCCGCCGAGUCGCCCUCCGUCCAGAAUCUGCGCAUGUUCACCAGAUAUGAUGGGAGCCCUUCAGGUCGUGUAAGCACGUCUGAAGUACAAUCAUAUCACCAAAAUAGAGUUACAGGUCCUACCAGACCCCUCAACUCAGCACGCGUCUGCAAGAAGCCGGACGAUGCGCAGCACUCUUUACGAAAGAGCAAACACCGACAGACGACAUUCUGGAAGACUGUGGGCACAGUUCUUGGGUUCUUUCUUACAGCUCUCUUCGCAGCGCUAGGACACUUCAUGCUCGUGAAGCAUCUCAGCGGGAGACCAGUCGACACUAGCUUCCUCACGCAGACACAGGUUUCGGCAGUCUCUAUCUUGUUGAGCACAAUCUUCAAAGCUGCACUGACUGCUAGUAUGGGCAUGUGUUUCGCACAACAUCUUUGGUACCUCUUACGCGGCACGGCAAUGUCUCUUUCGACAGUCGAGAUGCUCUUCGUCAUCCGCACGAACAUCCUUGCGUUGCUCAAUCCACACGGGAUUCGGAGAGCGCCAUUACUAUUCCUCAUGGCACUUUUGAUCUGGUGUAUUGGGCUUGCAACGAUCUACCCGCCAGGAGCACUUAUUGUGGUCUUCCAGGCUCAAGAAUUCACUGAGUCCCGCAAUCUGUCGGUAAUGAACCCACCUCUUCCGCUGCACUUGGAUCUAGCUGGCGAUGAUAACUUCCCUACGUUAAGUGGCGAUGCACUGAGCUUAGGAGCGAUGGGCUCUGCUGUGGGAGAGCCCGAGAAUCCUCCGUACCGAUAUUUCUCGUAUGGUCAACCUUUGCCCGCACUGAUGUUUAUCGCACAGGCAAUCGUUUUCAAUAAUCAGAUGUUCACUCUCCCGGGUUAUCCAGGAGAAAACUCCACUUAUCGAUUACAGUUUAGAGGGCCACGUUUCAGAUGUACUACUGCACAAUAUAACAGCACCCUCCCGCUUGACUACAUAUCGCCGUCUCGCCUUCAGGCACCUAUUUUCACAACAGCAUGGGAUCAAGAACGACUGAUGUACAUGUCAAAGCAAUGCGACAUUGCCAACUACACUGUACAACGCGAUCCUAGCAUCGGGGCGCUAGUGUGGGCCGCAAAUUGUGUAGUCAAGGAACAAAUUUGCAUAGCUGAGUCUGUGCUCUACAACAUCAGUGUUAUGUUUCCGCGCGGCAUUCAGACAGUCGAUUAUUCCUUCAGCGGUUCAAAAGCACUGUCGAGAAAAGCUGACGCUUUGGGGGCAGAAUCACGUUUGGAACUUGAGCUUCCACCGAAAACGCAAGCAUUUCAGGAUUGGUACCGGGAGCUAUCAACGAUCAUACCUGUCUCCAAUGAGUGGGCCAUCCUAGAUGCAAUGGGGGCGCUCAUCGAGGGCACAUCGUUUCAACUGGAGCCAGUGCCAUCGCGUUUGUCACCGUUACCCGGGCAUCCGCCUCUUGAGUCCGUUUUGGGGCAGCAAUCCAAUAGCGGUACAGAUUGCCAGCAGAGAGAGAAUCCAUCAAGUCCUACACUAGUAUAUGAUUGUGGAACGUGGUUCGGUGGCUAUGACUACGACACACCAAACUCUUUACUCAAGGGCACCGUCUUCCACACAACUCGAUUUGACCGCCACCCGCGCGACGAAAUGUACGACCCAAGAAAAUUGCUUAAUAUUACCGAGGCCAUGCUCAAUGAGGUUUUGGUGAACAUAACCAUUUCUGCCAUCUCACUGGGCACGUGGUGGGACAUGGUGCCAGUGACGAGUACCAGAUACCGCAGUACGUAUAAACUCAGUAAUCCGCUUAACCUCAUUCUUCCAUACAGUAUAUGUCUAGCAGCAGCGACUGUCUUCAUGGCCAUCGCAAUUUGGUCGCUCUGGCGCAACCGCGCGCCUGCAGCUGAUGGCGGUUUUCUCCAAAUCAUGAUGGCGACCGUGGGCGAUACGCAGAUGAGCCGAGUCAUACUAGAGGAGAAGCUAGCUGCGGUAGACGAUAUAUCCGAUGAGUUGAAGAGCUUGAAGAUUCGUUACGGUAAAUUGGUAAAUGCAGACGUGCUAGGGAAAGGAGGCAAACAGUUUGGAUUUGGCACAAUGGAUGAGACUAUACCGCUGAGGAAGAGAACAUGAGAGCGUCAGGAGCACGAGGUUUCUCUUCCACGGAACAAACUACACCGAAUACAGAUUUCAGAUUCUUGCUACUGUACAAUGAUGAUCCCUAUCUAGUAAUUAGCCCAUUAACG